Girardinichthys multiradiatus is the source of this 1541-nucleotide messenger RNA. RefSeq names its product inhibitor of growth family, member 2 (gene ing2). Lineage: Eukaryota; Metazoa; Chordata; Actinopteri; Cyprinodontiformes; Goodeidae. The record is from RefSeq and is a predicted model, not a curated record. The coding region runs from base 125 to 973 and encodes 282 amino acids. The transcript has 2 exons. Gene Ontology annotation, cellular component: nucleus. Gene Ontology annotation, biological process: positive regulation of DNA-templated transcription.
UUUGUUUGAAGUGAAUUGCUGCUUGGAACUGCCCUACAAGCUGCAAAGUCGCAAAGCAUUAGGUUUGCACAGUAUAUCUUUCUGAUUUUCUCAGGUGCAUUUUGCUCUUCUAUGCAUCGCAGAGAUGAUGUUAGGCCACCAUUUUCAGAAUUCGGACAAGUCGCAGCUACUAGUGAACUAUGUGGAGGAUUAUCUGGAAUGUGUGGAGUCCCUGCCUUUGGACAUACAAAGAAACGUCUCUCUGCUUCGAGAAAUUGAUGCAAAGUAUCAAGAGGUGCUGAAGGAGGUGGAUGAAGUGUUUGAGAAAUACAAAGGUGAACAGGACACAGCUCAGAGAAAGCGGCUACAGAUCCAGCUGCAGAGAGCGCUGAUCCUCAGCCAGGAGCUGGGAGAUGAGAAAAUCCAUGUUGUGACUCAGAUGACCGAUCUGGUGGAAAACCGUUCCCGUCAAAUGGACUCUCACUCUCUCUGCCUCCAGGAGCCCAGUGAAGCGGAGCGGCUUACCACGGAGCGGCGGUCUAGCAUCCAGGAAUCCCCAGCACCUGAACGCGUCUCCAACCGGCGCCCGAGACGCCAGCGUAACAGUGAGAGCCGCGACUCCACCCACCUGUCUGCCAAUGGCUCACUGGUGGAUGAUCCUCUUGAUGAACUGCCCCUACCCCCACCACGAGAAAAGAAGCCCAAGUCUUCAAAGAAGAAAAAACGCAAAUCCAAACAGGAGCGAGAUGCCUCGCCAGUCGACUUUACCAUCGAUCCCAAUGAGCCCACCUACUGUCUCUGCGAGCAGGUGUCUUACGGUGAGAUGAUCGGCUGCGACAACGACCAGUGCCACAUUGAGUGGUUCCACUUCUCAUGUGUGGGUCUCACCUACAAACCCAAGGGAAAGUGGUACUGUCCCAAAUGUAGAGGGGACAAUGAAAAAACUAUGGACAAAACCCUCGACAAGAACAGAAAAGAUCGCAGGUCCAGGUAGUGACUCUCCUGAAAAUGGUCUUCAGCCUGAGGAAAGUAAAGUGCUGUUUUUAGGAGCAUACAUUAACAGUAAGCAGCAGCCAUCAGAAAUCAAGAACACAAAUGAAUGAACUGGUUCUGAUAGUUCCUGCAGGCUGUUUGGAGCCGUGCUGCUUUAUGAAAAGCCGCCCUCUUUCACACCAUUGCUGUUUGAAAGAUUCAUUCAAUUUGAUUCAAGUGAAGACACUGAAAGCUUCCUAAGAUUUAUGUACACCAUCUCUCUUUGUACAAUAUUCUUAUGAAGAAAGAUAAUCCAACUAAUGCUCAUGAUGUUCCUCAGUUUUGGUCAAAUCUUUUUCUUUUUUUAAGUUCUUAUUUGAAAUUGUGUCGGACUGUCUUCAUACAUUGAUGGCUUCUGAGAUAUAGCCUAACAAGUGAAAUAUGUUUAUAAGAGAUCAUAAAUUAAUUUUGGUAAAACAUUGUUGAUGGGACAUUGAUAUAAAGUUAUGUUUGUGUUUUCAGUGGUUUUCUAUCACCAUUAUGUAUAUUUCUUUUUACACCCAUUAAAACAAGCAGUGUUACCAACUUAA